Messenger RNA from Nicotiana tabacum (common tobacco), 501 nucleotides. Lineage: Eukaryota; Viridiplantae; Streptophyta; Magnoliopsida; Solanales; Solanaceae. The record is from RefSeq and is a predicted model, not a curated record.
UACGUUACUUUACUUGCAGGUUUUUCUCCGUCCAACCGAUCUGCUCCAAAAAUUCUUCAAUAUAUUCCUCGCAAUUUCGAUCAGACGAUACCUGUGGCGGUGAUCGGCGCCGGCUUGUCAAACCAGCGUGUGUGUAUCUUCCCACCCUUCGCACCAAACGGUGUCAACCAUUCGGAGUUUUUUAACGAGUGCAAACCACCUUGCUGUUAUUUUCUGGCUAAAAAUUAUGGACAUACUGAUAUGUUAGAUGACGAAAUUGCUGCAAUUGCGAGUUUGAUUUCAAAGAGUGGGAAGGGACCAAAGGACCUUAUGAGAAAGGCUGUUGGAGGGAUUGUUGUGGCUUUUCUUGAGGCUAAAUUGGGAGGGAAAGUGGAUAAUUUAAAUCCCAUUGUUCAAGAACCUUCUCUUGCUCCCAUCACCCUUGAUCCAGUCAUAUCUGUCAAAUAAUUUUUUCUUGUAAUUGUUUUGUGUUAUUGAUUUUAUCGAAAAGUUCUAAAUAUA